AUGGGUAUUUACCAUUGCUUCUUUGGUGACAGCCCAGGCCAACUCGAGCUACUCCGAGAUCGACAUGUUGAGAGCGCAGUUGGCGCUCAUAGACAAUCGUCCAUCCGACUGCCCCCCUUGCCCCUUCUUUUUCCCAGCUUCAACUGCCUCCUGCCGGCCCACACCUGCGCUCAAUAUGCUGGCUGCAACGAGUUCAAUGGCAAAUGCGACUGUCCUGAGGGCUUUGGGGGUGACGACUGUCUCCAACCGCUUUGCGGGUCGCUCGCUCGAGGAAAAGAUCGAUCGAUGCGCUCCGGCCCAAACUGCCAUUGUGAUGACGGGUGGACAGGCAUCAACUGCAACGUUUGCACCGAAAACAAGGCUUGUAAUGCAUUAAUGGAAACUGGGGAAGGAGGUGUCUGCUACCAAAACGGCGAAGUCAUCAACCACAACUACCAGAUCUGUGAUGUCACGAACAAGAAGAUCACCGGCCUGCUUGGCAAACAGCGCCCCGAGGUCACCUUCACCUGCGAAGCGGAUGACGCUACCUGCGACUUCCAAUUUUGGGUUGACGCUGUCGAGUCCUUUUACUGCCACCUAUCGGAUUGCACAUCGGACGCAGAGUUUAGCGAAAAGAGCAACAAGACAUCGUAUCAGUGCGACCAUAUCAGUUGCAGCUGUAUUCCAGAUCACCAGUCUAUCAAAGGUCCAGGAAGCUUUGAGUGUGCACAGAAGGGCCAGGGAAGCCAUGAAUGCGCUUUCAAGGAACCAGAGAUGGACAGUCUCAUCCUUGCCCUGAUUGGCGAUUCGAGUAUUUUCCUGGGCUGCCACGCUGGUGAAUGCAUUUACGAGACCGAGGUCCCAGGGUACAAACGCCCCGUAAAGAAAAUCAACACUCCCCUCAUCGCUGGAGUUAUCGCAGGAUGCGCAUUGUUCGUCGGCGCAGUUAUUAUUUUGAUCUGGUUCCUUUCUCGCCGCAAGCUCAAGUACGGCGCCAUUCGGCUUGACGACUCUGACGACGAAAGCACAAAGCUCAUGGUCGACCAUAAACCCGUGUCACUGCAAUUCAAAAACGUCUCUUAUUCUCUCAACGGGAAGAGCAUCCUCCAGGAUAUACAGGGGAUCUGUAAACCAGGUGAGGUAACGGCUAUCAUGGGUGCCUCAGGUGCAGGGAAAACGACUUUCCUUGACAUCUUGGCUCGCAAGAACAAAAGAGGCCAGAUCGGUGGAGAGUUCUAUGUCAACGGCGAAAAAGUCAGCGAUCCCAUUUAUAGAAACGUUGUUGGGUUUGUGGACCAGGAGGAUACCAUGCUUCCUACGCUCACGGUCCACGAAACGAUCUUGAACAGCGCUUUACUCCGACUGCCUAAAAAUAUGGGGCAUACUGCCAAGGAGAUGAGGGUCUCUGAAGUCGAAAAAGAGCUUGGAAUUCACCAUAUACGCGACUCCCUCAUUGGUUCCGAGGAAGGAAAGGGAAGGGGUAUCUCUGGUGGUGAGAAGAGACGCGUUGGUAUUGCCUGCGAGUUGGUCACGAGCCCUGCGAUACUAUUCCUCGAUGAGCCGACAAGUGGCUUGGAUGCGUUCAACGCCUUCAAUGUCGUCGAAUGUUUGGUCACAUUAGCCAAGACGUACAAGCGAACAGUGAUUUUCACCAUCCACCAGCCUCGGUCAAAUAUCGUUGCCCUUUUCGAUCGACUCAUUCUCCUUGCUCGCGGCAAAACUGUCUUCUCUGGACCUUUCGCCCAUUGUCAAGAGUAUUUUGAUGGACUUGGCUAUGAGUGUCCUCCUGGCUUCAACAUUGCAGACUAUCUUGUCGACCUUACAAUGCAUGCCGGCAACACUUUUUCAGUCGACGACGGAACCAUCCCUGCCGAUUCUGUCAGCGUUGGGCCUAGUAGCACCACUGCGGUGAAGUCUAUCGCGAGUGUGUCGGGCCUUAGUACCGGCGACGACAGUGUUGCUGAAACGGCGUCGACGCUACGCCCAAAGGCCUCUAAGAACGACUCGAUCAAACAGCGUCAAGACCGUGAACUAUUCACCCGCCGCAGGUCAGCAGACACUGCGGCGACCUCAGAGGUGGGUGCAGAAGAUGUAGGCUCUUAUCGGCUUCAACACAAUCCCUCGAGCUCAUUAUCUUCGCAGUUGCUCGAGGAUGUCCAUGGCCUGCCUCCUUCAGCCACAAUAGAGACAGACCUGGACAUUGUGACACGGGCUUUUAGCCAGUCCGACAUUGCUGCAUCAACGAGCCAAGAGAUUCAGCAGGCGAUUUUGGCUGCAGAAAAUGCCAACGGAGCCAACGCCAACGGGGGAGAUGGAUCUGAACAGAGCUUCAGCGCCAACGCUAUCGGCAAGGGAUAUGCCCGUGUGGGAUACCUCCGGCAGUUCGUUAUUCUUUCCGGGAGAACCUGGAAGAAUCUGUACCGAAACCCAGUCCUGAUGCUCACACAUUACGCCACUGCCAUCAUCCUUGCCGUCUUCUCUGGGUACCUAUUCUAUGGACUGACGGACGAUAUCCCCGGGUUCCAGAAUCGCCUGGGUCUCUUCAUUUUCUUGCUCACACUCUUCGGCUUCAGUACCCUUACUAGCCUGAAUGUCUUCGCCACCGAACGCCUCUUGUUUGUUCGCGAAAGGGCAAAUGGCUAUUAUGUACCCGCCACCUACUUUGCUGCCAAGAUGCUUUUCGAUAUCAUCCCGCUUCGCAUAAUCCCGCCAAUACUGAUGGGGUCCAUCGUUUAUCCCAUGACCGGCCUAGUACCCGACGCGGAGCACUUCUUCAAGUUUAUGCUGGUCCUUGUCCUGUUUAAUAUGGCGGCAGCAACGAUCUGCCUUUUUAUUGGCAUAGUUUGCAAGGAUGGGGGCGUUGCCAACCUGAUUGGUAGUCUCGUCAUGCUUUUCAGUCUCCUUUUCGCUGGCUUCCUCCUCAAUCACGAUGCCAUACCACAAGGUGCUCUAUGGCUUCAGACGCUUUCUAUUUUCCACUACGGCUUCGAGUCCUUGAUUGUCAAUGAAGUUCUCCAACUGACUCUUGUGGACAAGAAAUACGGGUUGGAUAUCACAGUUCCCGGAGCCGCCAUUCUGAGUUCUUUUGGAUUUGACAAUAAUGCGCUCUGGGACGACAUUAGAAACCUGGGCAUCGUGGCCAUCGUUUUUGUUGUCCUAGCAUAUGGCGCGAUGCACAUUCUGUUGGUCGAAAGGCGCUAG
Messenger RNA from Geosmithia morbida, 3180 nucleotides. Its product is annotated as ABC-type branched-chain amino acid transport system, ATPase component. Gene Ontology annotation, cellular component: membrane. The coding region runs from base 1 to 3180 and encodes 1059 amino acids. The record is from RefSeq and is a predicted model, not a curated record. Lineage: Eukaryota; Fungi; Ascomycota; Sordariomycetes; Hypocreales; Bionectriaceae. Gene Ontology annotation, molecular function: ATP hydrolysis activity; ABC-type transporter activity; ATP binding. The transcript has 5 exons.